UGUCCAAUACUCAGUAUUUGGUUUAAUUUCAUUAGACCCAGUCAACAUGACAUUAUUUAUUUACAUUUUAUUGAUUUCAACAAUUAUAUAUAAAGAAUCAAAAGUUUUGGGGCAAUGUACAAUGGAGUCAUCUAGCAUACGUAUUAAAAGACCCAUCUACGAUUUCACGAUCAAUUUAGCAACAAGAAUUGCUCAAGAGAAGGAUAACCAUUUCAUAUCAUCCACGUUGUCGCAGUGGACGCUAAUUUCGGAACUUUCAUUGGGAGCUACGGACGAUACGCUAGAGGACAUACAAAAAGUACUUAGACUUCACAAACACAGGUGUUUCAAUGAAAACUAUUGGAAAAUUAUCAAGUCUUUACUAGAUUCCGGUGAUGUCACUAUUGGAAGAUCGUCAAUGAUAAUUAUAGAUAAAGAAUUUGAGUUAAAAGACGCAUUCAGUAAUAGCAUCACAAAAACGGGACUAUGUGAAAUAUCUUUGCAGGAUUUCGAAGAGACUAUCACUUCGGCGACGGCUGUUAAUGAUUAUGUGAAUCAAGUAACACAAGGAGUCAUAGAUGAUGUAGUGACCCCCAACGACUUUGACAGUUUGAAUCUUAUUUUAAUCGAUGCUUUAUAUUUUAAAGGAACCUGGUCUAAAACAUUCGCAACCACUAAUACCGAUACUGCAUCGUUUUACGAUGAAAUAGGUAAUCGAGUGGGUGAAGUUAAUCUGAUGUAUGUCAAUGAUAAAUUUAACGUGACUACGAUUGAACAAGUAAACGCUAAAGUACUUGAACUGCCUUAUGGAACAGAUAGCGGUUUUUCUAUGUUGAUAUUCCUGCCCGAUGUUGGAACCCAGCUAUCUUCUGUUAUAUACAACUUAAAGAAAAUCAGUUUGGCCACUGUGUUCAGGAAAUUCGAAAUGGAAGGGCCACGUACAGUGACAGUGGAGAUACCGAGAUUCAAGAUAACAUCAGAUCUGGACAAUUUGAGAGAACUACUCAGCGAUAUGGGUUUGAAGACAAUGUUUGACAGUACUAGAGCGAGCUUCUUCUACCUAUCGGAUCAACCUCUGUACGUUUCAGACUUCAUACAGAAAGCUAGCAUUGAAGUGACUGAAGAAGGCACCGAGGCAGCCGCGGUUUCUGAAGCAGGGUUAAGAUGGAGAACUUUGGAUGAGGAAUUCAUUGCGAAUCGACCAUUCGCGUUUAUAAUCGUGAAUUCUCGUAGUCAAUUGCCAUUGUUUAUUGGGGCUUACUCAAAGCCGAGUGUUUAUUGAGUUUGUGUAAAAAAAAUAAUUUGCAACAUUGUUUUGUAUUUAUAACUAAUGCAUACGACAUCUUUCUAACAUAACAAAAUAAAAUUUGAGUAUGAUGUA
Galleria mellonella (greater wax moth) is the source of this 1360-nucleotide messenger RNA. RefSeq names its product serine protease inhibitor 77Ba-like (gene serpin-7). Gene Ontology annotation, molecular function: serine-type endopeptidase inhibitor activity. Lineage: Eukaryota; Metazoa; Arthropoda; Insecta; Lepidoptera; Pyralidae. Bases 47 to 1261 code for a protein of 404 amino acids. The transcript has a single exon. The record is from RefSeq and is a predicted model, not a curated record.